AUGGCGGCGCUCAUCGACAAGGAGAACUGGUUCGCGGAGUCGGAGGUCAUGUGGCCCGGCCAGCGCUUCUCCUUAAAAGUCGGCGAGGUGCUGCACCACAGCCGCAGCGCCUUCCAGGACAUCCUCGUCUUCCAGAGCGAGACCUACGGCCGCGUGCUCGUCCUCGACGGCGUCAUCCAGCUCACGGAGCGCGACGAGUUCGCGUACCAGGAGAUGAUCGCGCACCUGCCGCUCUUCUCGCACCCGGAGCCGAAGCGCGUGCUCAUCGUCGGCGGCGGCGACGGCGGCGUGCUGCGCGAGGUCGCGCGCCACGCCUGCGUCGAGACCAUCGACAUGUGCGAGAUCGACGCGGGCGUCGUCGAGGUGUCGAAGAAAUUCUUCGCGGAGUCGACGGCGACGGCGUACGGCGACGCGCGGCUCACGCUCGUCCACGCGGACGCGGCGGCCGACCCGGCCGUCGCCGCGGCCCUCGCGCGCCGCCAAACGCCCGGCGGCUGGCCCGGCUACGACGUGAUUAUUGUGGAUUCGUCGGACCCCGUGGGCCCCGCGGAGACGCUCUUCGAGCCCGCGUUCUACGACUCCAUGCGCGCGGCGCUGGCGCCGGGCGGCGCGGUCUGCACGCAGGGCGAGUGCAUGUGGCUCCACCUGCCCCUCAUCUCCAAGGUCGUCUCCGCGUGCCGCGACCUCUUCCCGACCGUCGAGUACGCGUACACGUGCGUGCCGACGUACCCCAGCGGCCAGAUCGGCUUCAUCAUGUGCUCCCUCGACGAGUCGCGCCACGCCCUCGUCAAGCCCGUGCGCGCGCCCGUGGGGCACCUCCAGGACCAGCUCAAAUACUACAGCCCGGACGUGCACGCCGCGGCCUUCGUCCUGCCGCCCUUCGCGGAGCGGGAGCUGCGCAAGUAA
Messenger RNA from Aureococcus anophagefferens, 906 nucleotides. RefSeq lists its product as hypothetical. The record is from RefSeq and is a predicted model, not a curated record. Gene Ontology annotation, biological process: spermidine biosynthetic process. Gene Ontology annotation, molecular function: spermidine synthase activity. The transcript has 2 exons. Gene Ontology annotation, cellular component: cytosol. The coding region runs from base 1 to 906 and encodes 301 amino acids. NCBI's taxonomy places the organism in Eukaryota, Pelagophyceae, Pelagomonadales, Pelagomonadaceae.